AUGACCGCCACCCUAGAACGAAGUAUAUCCCGCACAUCCAGCGUCUCCAUGCCCCUGUCACCCAUGAUCUCCUUCCGCCAUGAAGCCACGACUCCCAUCUCCGAAUCGUCCCUGUCCCAUCUCCACGACCGUCUCUCCGUCAUCGACUCACGCCUCCUCGAAAUACGAUCAACUGUUCUGACCAAGGACGGAUACGCCGAUCGACGCAACCGAGAAGAUGAACAUAUCCGUCGAGAGUUCGAAGCCAACCGGUCCAUCAGCAACAGAAUCGAUCUGAACGUGGUCGCCUUACGAGCGGACGUCGGCCAGUUGAAGUCGGGUAUCCUGCAGCUAAAAUCCAGCUUAGGGCAAGCCGGCAACGAAACCGUCUUGCUUCGCAGCGAUGUGGACCGCCUGUCCAAGAAUGUCGACCAGAUCCAGGACGAUCUAGAACACAUGCAGACUGAUGUCUGUGGGUGCCGUGUGGAAAUCAGUAAACUGCACUCGACUAUCAGCCAGCUGCGCACCGAUCUCAUUACCCUGCAACACGAGACAUCGCGACAUCUCAACUCAAUGUUUGAGCGGUUCUCUGAGCGGUUCUGCCUUAUGGAAUCGCGCAUGAAGCAUUCUGAACGUGUCCGGUUUAACUCCCUGGCUCAUACAACCCACGCUCCUGUUACACCUGUUCCGGUUGUUGAGGAAGAUGGCACCAUGCGAUGGCCCGACUAUUUCCCUAGAACCGUUUGGAGGUUCUGGUGUCUGAAGAAACGCAGUCGACAUCAUCGCCUGGCACAACUUGCCGAAUUUUAUCAGCUUGGUGGAUACGAAUGCUGGGGCCGCAUGCAUCAGACCGACGGAAUGUUCAACGACAGCGACUCUAGUGACUCCAGCGACUGCUCUUCGAACAUGAGCCGCGCUGAAGCCGUUCGCAUGUUCCCGGAAGCCGCCCACCAGGCCCUGGCCGCGACCCUGGGCCUUGUCUACUACAAGAUCCGCAACGAGGUUGGAGACAACCUGCCUCUGUCUCCUAUCCAGCGUCCACCCAAGCGCCAGCAGGAAGAGGUUCCUUCUGUCUCAUCAAGCUCUAAGCAGAAGCCCGUCAAGAUUCCCCGCCGUCCGACGAAUCUCUCCCCUACCGCCCUUCACAGACUCAUCACCGGCGGACCGUCGAUGGAGUCCAAGUCACUGACAUCGGAAGAAUCCGCUCGGCUGGGAUGGAACGCAAACGCGUCAUCUGAUUUCUCAGACGACGCAAUGAGCAAGCUCCGCGGGAUUGUUUCAGAGGAAGUCGGCACUAUCCUCCGGGCUUUGGAACGUGGCCGGUUAAAGAUGAAGCCUAGCAGAUCUGAGCGUAUGGAGAUGAGCCCGACGGGCUCCUCCAGCUCUCGCAAUGAGAAAGCGCCCGCUGUCAGGGAGAGGGAUCUGGAACCGACCAUCCCGGACACGAUUGCUACUGAACUUGUCUCGCUGUCUUCGAGGAAGAUCGCGCAGAGGCUAGGCGUCGAGAUUGAACCUACCAUCCCUGAUACUGCCUCUGAAACCACCAGCGUGUCGACGUGA
Molecule: messenger RNA, 1539 nt
Organism: Aspergillus mulundensis
Lineage: Eukaryota; Fungi; Ascomycota; Eurotiomycetes; Eurotiales; Aspergillaceae
Exons: 2
Coding region: 1-1539 (512 amino acids)
Source: RefSeq, a predicted model, not a curated record